AUGCUUGCUCAUGGCCGAAGUCCUAAUGUGGUUACUUACUCAGCUUUGCUCGAUGGCUUGUGUAAACAUGGAUAUUUCAAUGAGGUAGUUGCACUACUCAAGACAAGGCAAGAAAGUAGUAUAGAGCCUAAUAUCACAAUAUAUACCACCGUUAAUGACGGCAUAAAAACGGAAGAGGUUGGUUGUUGUUAUAAGAUUAAUACAAUAAAUCAACGUUAUCUCCGAAAUAAUGAUACGACACAACGGCGAAGCAACUUCUUGGGGGAAAUGACAUUGGUGUCGCUUAUGUACAGAAUGCUUGCUUUGCACUGGACUUGCAAUGUUAUUGCAGACAAGGCCAUUUAA
Messenger RNA from Tripterygium wilfordii, 345 nucleotides. RefSeq names its product pentatricopeptide repeat-containing protein At1g62670, mitochondrial-like. The transcript is spliced from 4 exons. Gene Ontology annotation, molecular function: protein binding. Lineage: Eukaryota; Viridiplantae; Streptophyta; Magnoliopsida; Celastrales; Celastraceae. The record is from RefSeq and is a predicted model, not a curated record. The coding region runs from base 1 to 345 and encodes 114 amino acids.